AUAUAUUUGUUAGUAUGUUUAGCCCCGUCCCUCAGCAGUUAGACAACAACCUUCAUCAUCAUGGCGUCGGCGGCUGUAUCAAGUCACUCUACAAUGAAUUCCUCUCACUUGACUUCGUUAACACCCGAUUGGAUGAAUAGUGAACUCUUGACGGGGACUUCCAUCAUGGCUACAGAAUUUGAUGGCGGUGUUGUUGUUGGUGCUGAUUCCCGUACAUCCAUGGGCACGUAUGUUUCUAAUCGUGUGACUGACAAGUUGACACGGGUAACAGACAGAAUUUAUUGCUGUCGCUCUGGUUCGGCUGCAGAUACUCAAGCUAUUGCUGAUGUUGUUUCAUCACACAUGGAAAUCCUGGAGGUAAAGCUAGGAGAACCCCCUCUGGUUCAGAUAGCAGCUAAUACAUUCAAAGAGAUCUGUUACAACUACCGAGACAUGCUGAUGGCUGGGAUUAUAGUGGCUGGUUGGGACAAAUCUAAGGGAGGUCAGGUGUACACAAUACCUUUAGGAGGUAUGAUGGUCCGUCAGCCAGUGGCAAUUGGAGGUUCAGGCAGCACUUACGUGUGGGGUCAUAUUGAUGCAACUUACAAGCCCAACAUGAACAUGGAAGAGACAGUUGAAUUUGUCAAAAAUACUCUCACCCUGGCCUUGACACGUGAUGGGAGUAGUGGAGGUGUAGUACGUGUGGCGGUCAUCACAAAGGACGGAGUAGAUCGGCGUGUAUAUCUUCAUAAUGAACUGCCAGAGUUUUAUCAGGGAUAGUGAACAGCAUACACAAUAGGCUGUCAUUGGCUUAAAUUUAUUGUUUUUUGAGGAAGUUUUUUAUAACACUGAAAUAGUAGAUGAGGGAGGCAUUGUUUUUGUUUCACAUUAGCAGAAAUUACUUCCAAUAAAUCUGUAUUUAAAUAUUUGGUUCUCUUCUCGACCUAUAUCAGAUACUGUGCUGUACUUAGUUUUGUUUUACAGUAUUAUGGCUAACCAGCAUUUCAUAAUUCCAGUAGAAAUGAGUACAUACAAGGCUUUAUAAAGUGGUUUAAUUAACUUCUUAUGAGCAGAUAUUGUGUAUUUGUUUGUUUGAACUAAUGUUAACACCUUCGGAGGUACAUUUAGAAAGGGUAAUUAAAGGAAUAUUUCUUUUGUUAGAAUUGUGUGAACCUUUUCAAAGUGACAAUACAGAUUGUUAAUUUUUAUAUUUUUUAUCUUUAAGUGCUUUAUAUCUUUUACAAUAUCCAACUCCUGCAUUUCAAUGUUGCUACCCAUGUUGAUAUUUGACUUACAUCUUAUUUUUUAUAAUAUUUACUGCCUGGCAACUUGAUGGUGUUUUCUGGAGAAAUGCAGUAGUGGUUAAAUUAGUCAUGACUGGAACAUAUUGUCUUCAAGUUUUCUCAACUCUGGUUAUCAGUCAUAGCUACUACUACUACUACUACAUAUUUUCAUUGCAGUAACCCUUACAUACAAUUCAGAUUAGUACAGGGUAUGAAUAUAUGUUGUAUUCUAUGGUAAUAACAGACACAAAAGUUACUCGGUUGAAUUAGAAUACAUUAAUAUGUUGGAAUAAACUAUGAUAUUGUAAGGGGUUGGAGCAUUUGUUGAUACACAUGUAUAAAUUACUUUACUUUUGUCACUUUGUAUAAAGGGUUUAAAAAAUUCACAUCAGAUUUUGGUUUUACCAAACCUUCAGAGUGGGUGUUUAGCCAGCCUAGACUACUGAAAAACUUAAUCAUACACCUCACUGUCAGUAAUAACACAAACAUUCAAAUAAAAAUUAAUCAGCAGUGUUUAUGUGCACUGCAGGUCAGUUAAAUAGCUUUUCUGAGAUAACAGGAUGUGGAGUGGUCAAUAAUUAUAAUUCAUUAAAAUAAUAA
Homarus americanus (American lobster) is the source of this 1862-nucleotide messenger RNA. It is a transcript of the gene Prosbeta1, whose product is annotated as proteasome subunit beta type-6-like. The record is from RefSeq and is a predicted model, not a curated record. The transcript has 5 exons. Lineage: Eukaryota; Metazoa; Arthropoda; Malacostraca; Decapoda; Nephropidae. Bases 61 to 759 code for a protein of 232 amino acids. Gene Ontology annotation, cellular component: proteasome core complex. Gene Ontology annotation, molecular function: threonine-type endopeptidase activity.